This is a messenger RNA of Limulus polyphemus (Atlantic horseshoe crab), 3065 nucleotides long. Its product is annotated as leucine-rich repeat-containing protein 56-like. The transcript is spliced from 9 exons. The coding region runs from base 208 to 1848 and encodes 546 amino acids. NCBI's taxonomy places the organism in Eukaryota, Metazoa, Arthropoda, Merostomata, Xiphosura, Limulidae. The record is from RefSeq and is a predicted model, not a curated record. Gene Ontology annotation, molecular function: protein binding.
AAACAAAUCUGCAUUAGAAAAAAUAAAAGAUACUUUUGGGCAAGAAUAAAAGAACAUAAAGACUCCACAAGGCUGAUGAAAACACAGAAUUCUGCCCUACAGGUCAUGCCAUUUUCAGAGGAGAUGAAACAGAUGGAAACAAUUACAGACUCAUCAACUCGGAUAAAUUCUGGUUGAAGAUGUUUCCACAUGAAGUAAAACUGAGCAAUGGAUGGAUUUCAAAAGCUGAAAGGUGAAGUGAUACAUCCAGAAGUAUCUUAUGAUGACUUACUGUCUUAUUUAAAUGACAGUCAAGAUAGCUCAACACAACAAAAACUGAAAGAUUUAUCCAAGUGUGAAUCUUUGGAAGAUGUUAAAUUCCUAGAAGUAGAGAUUAAUGCUGGCAACAAUCUUUUGUCUAGAGGAGCUAAAUGGUUACCUGGACUUUGUUCAUUAAAUUUGUCUGGAAGCCGUCUCUUAAGUUUAAGGAUAAUUGGGACAAGUCUUCCAAAUUUAUCUAUUUUGCGGGUAUCUCGCUGUGGUCUCUCAAGCUUUGAUGGGAUUGGAAACUUUACAUGUCUUAAAGAACUUUAUGCAUCCUACAACAAAUUAGGAGAUACUUCACCAUGUGUUUUGUUGGAGAAACUAACAACAUUAGAUGUUAAAAGAAAUCAGAUAAGCUGUUUUGAAAACAUCGAGGUAUUGUCCUUAUGUCCAGAUUUGGCUUUUAUAACACUAGAAGAAAACCCUAUUUGCCAAGCUUUCAUAAAGUCAGAAAAUGAGGAGGAAACAUUUGUAUCAGAUGAUUAUAGAAAAGCAGUUAAAACUGCUAUCCCACAGCUCCAGAUGCUGGAUGGGUUGUCAUUUUCUACUCAGUCUGAAACAUUUACUAACUCCUUCUUUGAAAUGGAAAAAAAACAGCUGAUUGUUGAUAAGAAUUAUGUGGAUAUCUUAUCUACUGAUGAAAGUGAUGAUCCUGAAAGUGACUCCUCAAGCAACUUGACAUCUGCACCUGAAAUAAUAUGUGGUCAUCCUGGCAGAAAGCUUCCAAAACGACGUGAACGAGCUCUGCCCUGCUGUAGCAUAUCUUGUGUGUCAGAAUGUAAAAUGUAUUCACAGAAACCGAGAAAGGACAAUAUUUCAUGCUUGAAAAAAGGAACUACAGGAAAGCACAUUAGUCAUAUGCAUCGUAAUAGGAAUCAGGAACACUUGUCAAGCUGCCAAGAAGAAGAAAAUGAAAGUGAACAUAUUUCUACAGUGGAUGAUCAUGACUCUUUUAGUGGCUUGUCAUAUGAUGGUGAUGUUUCUUCUUCCUUUGAAACCUCUUUGUCUUUUCAGGAGUUUGAUCUUCCCCAUAUUAAAGCACAUAUUACAAAUAAUGAAAUUCAGCUUCCAGUCCACAGAUUUAGUGACCAUGCCAGAGACUUUAUCACUUCGUACUCUUCCAUUCAGCUGCCAUCUCAUUCUGAUAGUGAGGUUAUUCUUCCACAUCCUAUGAAUAAGUUGAAACCCAUACUCAGACAGCAAUUCCGUUUACCUCCCACAAACUUACAAAUACAUGUACCUCAAACUACAGCUUUUACCAAGCUUAAUAUUUCUUCACGUCAUGAAACUAGGGAUUUAAGUCAGCAUGUUGCUACUGACGAAUCAUUUCUUUGGCAUAAUAACAGCAGUAACAUAUCAUUAACUUCUGUAUGUCAAACAGACAAUUCUGGAAAAGGAAAACAAGCAAAUACGGAAAUACUACAGCCAAAACCAAACUAUUUUACAUUAGAAGAUGGUGUAACUACUUGGAAACGAAUCCAGGAUAUUGGUCUCAAGCUAGAUUCAAGUGCUUCUAUGAAAGAAGUAAAGAGUCCGAUGUUGUAGCUGUAUGUCAAUGUGUUCUAGUACACAAUACUUAAUUUUGUAAUGAAGUAUGAUUUUCAGUUUAAAUGUUCUUAUAAUUCCAAUAUUUCAGCAGUGAUAUUAAUUUUCCAGGUAACUAUUUGAUAUCAUAACAUUAUGCAUAAUUUUUCAUGUCACUUUUCUAAUAAAACAGCUAUUCUCAUUUCAUAAAUAUAUUUUUGAUAAAUAUAAUAGUCUCUCAAGACUUUUGUGUAAACUUAGUAUGGAAUUAGGUAUAUGUCAUAAGUUCACAAGGUUUAAAAUGUGUACAUUUGCUUCAUUCUAAAGUUCUCAAAAGUGAAUGUCUCAGUGACAUCUUGUAUAUAAUGUUUAAUAUCCACAACUAAAUUAUUAGCAUUUUGUUCAACUCUAUUUGCAUUUUGUGUAACAGUGUAAUUGGAAUGAAUUUCAUUAUAAUUGUUUUAUCCUCUAUUUAGUUGAGUACUAGCUAUAUAAAUUUAUGGUUUGAGAUAAAACUUUUCAUUUUCCAAAUCGUUUCUGAGAUAAGAUAUUGUAACUAAACUGAAACAGUUGAUUAGUAUCUUUAGAAAUUGUCAUUUUCUUAACUUAUUUUCAGUUGAUAGUCUUAUUAUCCAAAUUAAUACUUAGUCAAUAAAAUACUGGCAAGCUUACAUCUAUUUUUAUUUUAAUCUAAAUAGCGUUACUUAAGACAUUUAGUUUUAUGUUCUAUAGAUUCACAAGUCAUUUAGCUUUACCUUAAAAGUAUGUUGUAUGGCCGAAUAAAACACAUUACCGUGUAAUGCAUGUGUCCUUUAGAAUUAUUUUUUUCUUAGAUUUAAAUUUAUUGCUGUUUUCUAAAUUAUUCAUACUUUUGUUUCAUCAAAAUCUGACUGUUUUUCUCAUAUUUAGUAUUAUUUUCAUAUCAGUUCUUGUUUAUCUUGGUAAAAGUAUAGGUUUGUUGACUUUCUCCUGAAUUUGUGUUCAAAUAAAAUCUGUUUCCUGUUGUAAUAGAUUAGAUUACAACUAAAAUUAUUUUCAUUCUCUGUUUAAAGUAAUUUUAAUUUUAUCAUGCAUAUUUCUUGUUUUAAUAGUUGUUUUAGUUAUUGGAAAUAUAUAUUUUUUGUUUGACGUUAUGAUUUGUUAUUUUCUUGCAUGUUUACAGCAGUGUGUCAUGGAUUAUAGUCUUGUACUCAAACUGUUUCAUAUAUAUUGUUUUAUCUUUAUUAUAUAACUUUGUA